This is a messenger RNA of Leptidea sinapis, 2320 nucleotides long. RefSeq lists its product as uncharacterized. The record is from RefSeq and is a predicted model, not a curated record. Bases 1160 to 2320 code for a protein of 386 amino acids. Lineage: Eukaryota; Metazoa; Arthropoda; Insecta; Lepidoptera; Pieridae. The transcript is spliced from 3 exons.
CCUUCGAAUCGAUUUUGGUGCAGUGCAAUCAGACUUAAGCAGCUUAAAAAAUGAGUUACAAGUAUGCUCAACGGGUAUUUCAAAUCUCAAUACCCGUUGGGAUGAAUUAGAAACAAGGUUCUCGGCUUUAGAGGACAGGUUAGUUCAAGUCGAAAAUAAAUCAAAGACAAUAACCAAAGUGCAAUCUGACCUCGAGGUGGCGAAGCUCUCUAUUUCAACUUUAAAAAACAUAAUUGAAGCAAGUGACCAAUACAGCAGAAUGAACAAUCUAGAGAUAUCCGGCAUACCUUUUAAGAAAGGAGAAAACUUAACCAACAUCGUCUGUGAUAUUCACAAUGCUGUGGGUUUGAACUUUGAACCGACAAUAAUAGACAGCAUACAUCGCGUACGUCGGUACAUUGAAAGCGACUCGAACACCGGUGGCAUUGAUAAAAACAUUGAAGCUACUUUAAGCCCACGACCUCCCGCUAUCAUAGUUAAGUUUACCCGCCGAAUAUAUAAAGAUGAACUCUUAUCAGCAGUGCGAGUGCGUAGGGGUCUUACAACAGCUAACAUAGGUCUCACAGGUCCAGCCCUAAACCUGUUCUUGACCGAUCACCUUACCCCGGCAAAUAAGCUGCUAUUGAAGCGGGCACGACAACUCAAGGCCGACAGAAAGAUUGCUCAUCUCUGGGUGCGAGACUGCAAAAUACUAGCACGAAAAACUGACUCGUCGAAAGUGAUGAUUAUUAAUAACAAUUUCGACUUUAGUAGAAUCAAUUGACUUUCAUGUUUUAUAUUGCCCUUUUCAAUUUUGUCAAUUAAAAUCAAGUUAUUCACUUUUAUCGAUGUUCUAAUCCUUCAAAUCUCAUUUCUAAAUUAUAAAUCCAUUAACUAUAUUAAAAUAUUAAGAACUCAAUGUCACCGUAACAAAGAAACACGUGCAUGUAUUUUUAUAUUCUAUAGUCGUUUCUUACUUUCGUUCUACAUUACAGACAAUAAUCAAUUGAUACCUAAAAAAUUUCCAGCUUAUUGCAAAGAAUUCGCCUUUAGAAAAAACAAGUCAUUAACUAACGAGUUAUUGGGCGCCUAUUGUUCUCGGCAGGUAAUCAGGUCGAGCAAUGCACCGCUAAGUCGAAUAAAAUUCCAAGCGCAGUGGCCUGUAUCUGACUGUCAUAAUAUGUUCCUACCAACUAAUGCUAACAACAGCUAUUUAGUUCAAAUAUUGCGCGAAUUUAUGUCUUUCUCCGGUAUGUAUCAGUGUAACAAUAUUUUUAAUGCUAAUAAACGUAUACUAGAUUUAAUCCUGUGCAGUGAACGUUGCAUAGUAUCAUCCAGUGAUUUUCCCUUAACAAGUGAAGACCCUCACCACAAAGCUCUUCAAUUCGAGUUACGGCUGACACACAUGCACACACUGAAACCAGCCCCUUGUAAGGUAUACUGUUUUUAUAAUGCAAACUACCAGGAAAUAAAUAAUGAGCUUUGUGCUAUAGAUUGGUGUAAUAUUUUUAGUCCUCUGAGUUUAGAAGAGUGUAUUCUUGAAUUUUAUAAAAUUUUAAAUAAUUUAAUAAAUAAAUUUGUUCCACAACGUCCACUACGUUCAUCGCACCAUAAGCCUCCGUGGUAUACUAAACCUCUCAGACGAUUGCUAAAUACUAAGCAAAAGUAUCAUAAACUGUGGAAAACGUAUAAAAAUCCAUUAGAUUUUGAAUGCUUUAAGUCACUGCGUAAAAGAGCAAUACAACUAGAAAAAAAGUGUUAUGAUUCUUACAUUAAUAAUAUUGAAGAAAAAAUUCACAAACAACCUAAGUGCUUUUGGUCCUAUAUUAAAUCAACAAUAUCAAAAACUGCUUUACCCCACCUUAUGUACUAUAAAGGCAGAUCGAGUUCAAAUGGUGAGCAAAUAUGCGACUUCUUUAACGAACAUUUUUAUUCGGUCUUCGAAAACUCAACCAUAAAUUCAUUUAACUUGUCUGAAAUUCCUUUGGCUAACAAUACAAUUUUUAAUAUAAAUUCUAUUCAUAUAUCCAAAGAAAUUGUUUACAAAUAUCUUAAAUCUGUAAAUGUAGCCAAGGGUGCUGGCCCGGAUGGUAUUCAUCCAGUAUUGAUAAGAAACUGUGCUACAAACUUAGCGUUACCAAUUACCAUUUUAUUUAUGAAAUCAUUUAGGGAAGGCCGUGUCCCUGCCAUUUGGAAAAUGGCACUGGUCACUCCGAUACCAAAAGGAGAUAUUAGCCAAUUUAUUGACAAGCAUCGGCCUAUAUCAAAAUUAUGCCAAUUUGGAAAAAUACUAGAAAAAAUUGUUACAGACCAACUAUCAUGGGCUUUAUCAGAAAUUUAG